AGAAAAAGACAAGCAUACGAACUCCCUGACGGUGCACAUUUAUUAAUUGGUUCGAUCAGAACAAAUUUCUUUUGCGAUAAAGAUGGUUAUUUUGCUGAUGUAGAAAAUCAUUGUCAAAUUUUCCACGUUUGCCAUACAUCAUUCGAAGAAGGGAAAGAGCCAAGAACUCGACAGUGGAGUUUUAUUUGUGGAAAUCAAACAAUAUUUGACCAAUUAACUCAAACAUGUGCUUUCCCAGAAGAUGCGGUUCUUUGCGAAAGAGCACCAGAAUUUUUUUAUCUGAAUGAAAGAAUUGGAGACCCAAAUGCAUUAUUCUUAACAGAUCAAGAUAUAGUAAGAGCGGAAGCAGCAAAAGCUGACCGACCAUUUCAACCUCCACCGCCACCUCCAAGGAUUCCACCGCCAAGACGACCAGGAUUUCAGGGAUAAAAUUUAAAAAUUUAUAUUAAAA
Centruroides sculpturatus (bark scorpion) is the source of this 451-nucleotide messenger RNA. RefSeq lists its product as uncharacterized. The annotation marks the transcript as partial. Gene Ontology annotation, cellular component: extracellular region. The record is from RefSeq and is a predicted model, not a curated record. The transcript has a single exon. Gene Ontology annotation, molecular function: chitin binding. Lineage: Eukaryota; Metazoa; Arthropoda; Arachnida; Scorpiones; Buthidae.